ACUAAAACCGCUUUUUAACCCCUGAAAGGUACGACCAGCACCCCCGUCAUUUUUAUAUGGGAGACCCCCAGGGGCGUCAAACUUACAAUGCUCACCUCCCAGUAUAGAACAUGAUAGAGGUAUUUUGUGUCUGUUUCGCUCGCUCGCCUUAGAACGUGUUGCAACCCCGAUCUCAGAUCCUUUUACUUUGUACCCUAUGGUUGGGGACCGAGCCCCAAGAGAGUCUGUUUCUUUCCCUUUUGUUUACAUAUUUGUCUGUUUCUCGCUUUACUACACAAAGCAUGCACUCGACAAUCCCGCCAACUACGCAGCCUAAUUUCGUCCCGCCCAAUAUCGGGUUCAACCUCUACACAGGGCGGGAAGCUUAGCUAAUUUGCUGCUUGAGUCCUUCGUGUGAAUUUUGUAAUCCAAUGCGGUUUUCUGCACAAAGCAUGCUCGGGGAAAUCCUGCCAACUACGCAGGCUAAUUGACUGCUUGUGUCCCUCGUGUAAAUUUAGUGAGUAACUUUAUUUCAAUCGGGUUGAUGAGGCUGAUUAGGCCCCUAGCAAUACAGUCAAGCUAAUAUGCCGAGAAAAAUGUAUAAAAAAUAUCAAAAAAACAAAACAAAAAAAACAUACAUGAUCAAUUAAUGACUAACAUUCUAACUAUAUCAAUAAAUAAAUCACUCGCUAUCUGUCGGACAGAAAACAUGAGCGGGUCCUCUGUGUUUCGUCUUGGAAAAUCUCGUAGCAGGUUAUCAUAGGUCACGUUUUGGAAUGAAACAAAAAAGAGGAGAAAAAAAAAACAAAACAAAAAAACAGAAAAGUACGUGAAUGCUAUAAUUUCCGGAAGGAUCUCUGUUUAUACCUGCCUAUUUUUGGUCCCCAAACUUGGAAUCUCAUUGUCUUGGAGAAUCACGUACAUUGUACGAAAGGAGUUAUAAAAUUCCAAUUCUGAUAUCGCUUUACUUCCUAGUGACAAAAGUGAGCUAUGUUAUGCAACACAAACUGAAAAGAGCUUAAGAGACCGAUGUUAUUUAUAAAGUUUUUGAGUAACUUGAAGGACAUUUCUUGUUUUUCUGUCAUAUAACCUUGAUUCCUUUGUAUAUCUUGUUAUUUUGGAGUGGAUUAUUUGAGUGGAUUGAAGCCAAUUCAAAAUUGCUUCUUAUGACUUAUAUUCGUCCCCUCGUUUGUUCCUUCUUCGUGCACGUAUGUUCAAGCCGUGUUCUUGCCUUGCUUUGACGCGGAGAUUUUGCCUGACAUCAAAUUCAACCGCAAGCAGAAACCGGUAGUCGGUCGACGCAAUCUACGUUAUGCGAUGCAAGCUUUAUUCCUUUACAGAAGCUAAAAGCGGCAGAGUGUUAUCCCAAAGCAAAAUCUUUUCUGCCUUAUCUCGACAAAGUUCAAGGAUGGCGGAAAAAGCACUUGACACUAGACCGUCAUUCGAGAAAACAGUCUUUUUUAAUUUCUUGAGAUUAGCCUCUUCACGCUCUCGAUCAGCAAUCACGACCUUGGCCUUCUUUAUUCAAUAUUUUACACUGAGAGUUGCUAUUAAAUCCUGCAAGCCUUCUCUGACCCGAUCAGCAUAAUAAUAAAGGAUUUGCGCUUCAGGAACGCCUAUGCUGAACGAGAGUGCUGGCGAGAAAGACACUUUCCAGAAGUUUGUUUGAUCCUGUGCCACUCGGUUAGUAUAUAUUAACCUUACUAUAAUUCACUGAGACCCCAAAAUACGCUGCCCGCUACUCUGUUCUAGAGUAGAUAUUUUUACCGACCCAGUCUGUUUUCCUUUUUUUUUCUCGGUUCUUUUAAAGGUCAGCUUGUUCAGGGGUAAAAUUUCCAAAACCUGACAGCGGUAUGUACCGUUAAGCCAGUAUAAUGGUUUCCUUCCCUUUGGCUGAUGGGUCUUGAUAUUGCCGACAAAAGAAUGAUAACAAAACAUUGUGAUUUAACUUAUUGAUAAUCUCGCUACUUUAUUCAAACUGGAAAGUUUAACAAAUCUGGGCUCACUUCUGUUUCAGUCUGUAUUUUUGAUUGCUUCCCUUUCGUUCCCUGUUGUUGUUGUCGGGGUUUUUUUUGUUUUUUGUUUUUUUUUUUAUUUUUUGUAGACGCAUCUAGACGUUGUUUUCUGUUUCGCGGAGCUGCGUGCGACCCGGUGUACUUUGUGACGGUUUUCAUUACCUGCUCGUUUGACAUGUUCUCAUCACCCUUGAUUUUUUUUUUUCUUGCAAAGAGUCCGGCGGCACAAAAUAGGUGUCUCCAAAACUCAGACCUCGGAAACUCGGACCUCAGAUCUGAAAAAGUCCGACCCUCUGGGUUUCUCAAAAACCCAAAGACCCUAAAAACUCAGACCCCCUUAGUGUCUCGAAAACGCAGACCCUAAAACUAAGCUAGACCCCCUUGGUGUCUUGAAAACUAAGACCCUAAAAACUCAGACCCUCUGCGUGUUUCGAAAAGGCUCACCCUAGAAAUAAGACAAAUUUACAUUGCGUGAUUGCCGCGCAUUACCUCAAGGGGUCUUGUUUACUGUUCGUCGAGACAAUGUCAUAGCAAAACUUGCAGAAAAGGAAGUUGAUUGUCAUAUUCGUUACUAGCUAGCUCUAAAAAGGGCCACUUUAUUUUAAAAUCAGAUGGCCUGAGUUGGAUUGAAGGCCACACAGAACGUAAUCGACAAGAACCGUGUGUUGUGUCGACCGUAAAUGGCGUCAUGUCGAUUGACGACGAAAUCGAGUGUCAUCCAUACAUGAGGAACAUCCUGUCUGGGCCUCUUGGGGAGAUGACUGCAAAAAGACACAGUUCUCCUAGCCCAUUUAUCGGCAGACGGUUAAAUUUUCUUUCAUGCUUGGCAUUCCACCCUUGACGAUAAAAAAAAAUAAAAUCGCAUUUGUCGGUUUUACGUUUAUCGCAUUUGUCGGUUUUACGUUUAACAGGCGCAGUUUGACGCCUUUGAAGGGCUCGUAGACAAAUGACACGGGUGCCACCAGGAAACACGUCUUUCCUCGUGCCUCAAGCACUGUUCUGUCACGCAUCACAGGACGCCCUUGCCCCCUACCCCUCAGUAGAGAGAGCGAUUCAGAGAGCUUCCGUCAAUUUAGCAAGACUUCUGUUCGAGCUGUAAACCUUAGCGAAACUCAACCGCUAGAAAUAUAUUGUAGUAUCAGUCUGAAGAUAUCAAAACAUUUUAUCUGUUUGUGAUCGAUCACGAUAUGAUUGCCGUGACUUGUAUGUUUUAGGUAUUGAUAUGAUCACUGGUUUUGGGUCUUAAAGGUUAAGAGUUUCCUUUUUCACUCCUUUUUAAUCCUUCAGCAUAUUUGACCCCCCACCUAUACCGUCGAUUAUCAGUUCUUUAACUGCUUUUCCCACAAAGAUUCAUAUCUUAAAGGAUUAUCUAUUUUUCCCAAAGCAGAUUUACGUAGGUUUAUUUGCGGUUGCGGCGGAACCUCAAAAAAAUUCAUUUUUUACACAAGAAUUCUGGUACUGCCCGGUUUUCCGGAAGUCCCUCUUGAGCUGAGGGACAUAGGAACCAUGGCACACCCUUCAAUUGACGAUAAAGGUCAAGGAAUGCUUUUUCCGUGUCAGCACGUUUUGAUCUCUUUUAAAAGUGCCUGCGCGCAUGCAAUAGCUCGUGAUUAUGUUUAAUGCUUCAAGUACUAACAACCUUUUAAACAUGCCAAUCUCUUAGUUUAGCUCUAGCGUUCGCGUUUGAUACAAUCAAGCAAGAGGGAAAGAUCAAAGGGACUCAAAGAGAUUCUUACCUCCAUUUGCUUGUCAAACACUCCAGUCCAGAAUAGGAAAGAUUUUCCUCGCCCAGUGCUAACAAAAUAUCGCGCCUCACAGCAAGAACUCAUUGAGAGCAACGUCUCCACAAUAAGAGAUAUCAACAAUUAUGGGUUUGGUCGAAAUUAUUGCUGUGACGAGUCUGGUAUCCUGGGCUUUUCAGUUUUCUGCCUUUGUUUGCCUGUCGCAUGGUACACCUAUAGGAUUUGCUAAUUCCUUGGUAAACAGUAGCGAUCAGAAUUUGACGCCGAGUACAGCUGGGAAAACAGCAGAGGACAUCACCGAGGACGAUUUCCCACCUCUUAAUUUCUACAUCAAAGACGUUCUAACUACUCCACUGGAUAAAUCAAAUCAUACCGGCAACUUCACACCGAACAACUACUUUGCAGAGGUGCACAUCGAAGAAUUGCUUAAUGACACGCGGCAAGACAACCUGUCGCGACUUAACUAUGAAACGUUUUGGUCCAACGGCAGCCUCACGCUCACACUUGUGGACCUGGAAAAACUCGCCAACGGUACAAUAAACGCAACGCACGAUGUAUGGAGCAAGCUUUCAGAACUCGAACUUGAAGACCCAAACUUGCACCCAGGUGAAUUCCACUUGUACAAUGAUCACCACAACACCGGGCGUCAUCGGCGAAGAAGGUACGUGUUUGGUUCAGACGAUCGAAAAGAAGUCACUCUUGAGGAAUCCAAGCGGCUUCCCUAUUCUGCAGUGGUGAGGAUCUCUACGGGCUGCACAGGAACUCUCAUUUCCGAGUACCACGUUCUUACCGCGGCGCACUGUGUUCAUAGCGGGCUAAAAUGGAAUUUUGACGAUCCUAAGGAGCUGAAAGUGUUCAUAUUGCGGCAUCAGGGCAAAGUGAUACAGAUUGGAGUCGAUUACGUAAAAGUCCCGCGGGGUUGGACUCUGUCUCGGGAUUUCCGCUACGAUUACUCAGUGAUAAGACUCCGUCGACCUCACAAGAAUGAGUACUUAGGCUUGUAUGAAAUCCCCGCGAAAUUCUCAUUUGAAUUGAAGAUCCAGUUUGCUUCGUUUCCUGCUGACAAACGCUUGAACACCGUCUGGUAUUCUUACUGCAAUUCUUUUUGCGUCAAUCACGCCAUUCUGAACCGCUGUGAUUCGUUCUACGGUAGUUCUGGAGCGGGGGUCUUUGGCAAAAAAGGUAAAGGGGACAAAGCGGAACGAUUCGUCAUGGGAGUGUUCUCUGGCUCGUUGCGCGUAAAGUACCGCGGGCGACAAAAGAAACGUCGCAUGAACGUCGCCACGAAGAUCACGCCACUAAAGUUGGCCCAGAUUCGCGCUUGGAUGGAUUCACCUCCAAGCAAAUCCUGAAGCGCUUACACGCAUGAAGCCGUCGCUAAGAUGCCCGUUCACCCGAAUGACUUGAGUCCAUAGGAGGCUCCGAUCAACUCGAAAGCAAAAUCUGCCACGCCCCCCACAACCCCAAAAACUCAGCUAAUAUGGAAUAAUGCGGCGACGUAAUGGCCGAGACUGCGGAGCUGUUGGUCAUGUGACCUAUCUAACAAAAUAAUUUUAGAUCGUAGCAUUUACGUCAAGAAACUCUAUAUCAAAGCUGUCAUAUUUAAUGACCUUUCACUCCAGCCAUGUCGCCUUUCGAAUUCAAUCUUGUCUCCACAUUCAGAAACCACCUAUCUUCGCUAUUUAAAAAUUAGAAAGCGAAUGAUCUACUUGCUUUAGUAGAAUUCUAACUAAAUUUCUUUCGAAUAAUGAUUUCCGAUUAGUUUUCUUCCCCGCGCGUGCGGACGUCGCCAUUUUGUAGACGACUGCUAAAUAAAUAGUAGCCUCCAUUUGGCGCCAAAGUAUGCUCGGAUAUUUGUCCUCGCCUUGCGUGCGGGGGCUGCGGACAGCCAAAACCAAGCUGUCCCACCGAAACGACGGGAUAAUAGUCUUUUUCUUCGCAGCUAACAAAAAAUAAAGAAAUAAAAAAUAAAGUUGAUUUGGCCUCUUCUAAUGUUUAACUUGAGAAUUCUGGGUUUAAGCUGCCUGGCGACAGCGAUCGGAGAGCGAGUUCCGAGCGCGGGCGACCAAUUUUUGACGCCAAAUUAAAAGCUUGGAGAAACAAAAUGUUUCCAAUUUUUCACUUUUUACGAUCUAAUUUGGUUUUAAAAUUAUAAAUCCCUUUUCGUGAAUAUUUUAGAACACUCUCUCCAGCAAGAAAAGUCGCCCGACUUCAGUGUUUUUCCCGCUAACAUGCAUAUGACAUCAGGACAGCUCAGUUUUUCCUGCCGGCUGAAUCCCGAUUGAUCAAUUCAAAUUUUAGUUGGCGCACCGACCGUAUGCAAGGCGAACGUUAUCUAUUCCGAGAAGCGAACAGUGUUCCGAGAGCGAAGUGUAAGCUUCGAGGGACAGAUAAUGUUCAAGGAUAAACAUCCGAGCAUAUACUGUAAGCCAGUUGGGAACUAUUUUGUUUAUUAUCCCUCCAAUGUUUUUCACAACACGAGGCAUAUUCAACCACGUGACGCAUUUAAACCAAUCGCGUGCGAGCGAACUUAUUUGAUGGAUUACAAUAGAUGACAAUAUAAGGCAGCUCAGCCAAUCACAUUGCAGCAUUUGAAUUAAUGUACUAGUAUGUUGGCAUUUUCUAAUUUCUAAUAUUUACUAGAAGACAGUUCUUUUUGACAUGGCUAGGUCACUCAGCUAAGAAUGGUCGAAUAUUGAAGAUAUCAAUUAAGGCAAAAGCGACGUUUUAUUUCAUUUCACAAUUCACAACGCAGUAUUUAGGCAAAACCAAUCUAUAUUAAUGGGCCGUUUUUUUCCACGAAGGCGGUGUGUAGCUUUCGAAUUGACCAGGGCAUCGUGUAGUGGAAUAUUAGCUUAUUUAACUGAAUUUAACCCGGUCAAAAUAAAUGGCAAAAAAGUUGUAUUUAA
Orbicella faveolata is the source of this 6645-nucleotide messenger RNA. Its product is annotated as serine protease 23-like. Lineage: Eukaryota; Metazoa; Cnidaria; Anthozoa; Scleractinia; Merulinidae. Gene Ontology annotation, biological process: proteolysis. The record is from RefSeq and is a predicted model, not a curated record. Gene Ontology annotation, molecular function: serine-type endopeptidase activity.